Molecule: messenger RNA, 5632 nt
Organism: Coregonus sp. 'balchen'
Lineage: Eukaryota; Metazoa; Chordata; Actinopteri; Salmoniformes; Salmonidae
Source: the annotation of a GenBank genome assembly
UACUUUGACCCUCUGAGGAACGAAUAUUUCUUUGACAGGAACCGGCCCAGCUUCGACGCUAUCCUCUAUUACUACCAGUCAGGCGGGCGCAUCAGGAGACCCGUCAACGUGCCCAUAGACAUCUUCUCUGAGGAGAUCCGCUUCUACGAGCUGGGAGAAGAGGCCAUGGAGAAGUUCAGAGAGGAUGAGGGUUUUAUUAAGGAAGAGGAGAGACCACUACCUGACAAUGAGCUGCAGAGACAGGUGUGGUUGAGCACAGACGUCUUCUAUCAUUUUACUCCCUCGACAAAAGCCAAACACACGUCAGAGUUUAGAAAUGUUUGUUCCAUUGAACAUGCAGUAAUAAUAACAGCAUUUUAAAUGAUCUGGGUCGUCCUUUAGAACCUUCUAGCGUUUCCCCUUCUUCUUCAGUCUGCUAAUCCUGUGUGGCUCGGUUGGUAGAGCAUGGCACUUGCAACGUCAGGGUUGUGGGUUUGAUUCCCACAGUCGACCAGUAUGAACAUUUAUGCAGUUUGCUCCACAUUAGUGUGUCUGAUAAACGUAAAUGUAAUGUUGAUGUUCCCUUGAGCAAGGAAUUUAAAAUAACGAACAGAAUACAAAUGUCUAUUUUGGGUGAACUAAUACAAUAUUAUCUUAUCUUAACCUUUUAAGGAUCGGAUCCUUUAAAAAAAAAAAAUUCGCCUAAAAUGACAUACCCAAAUCUAACUGCCUGUAGCUCAGGACCUGAAGCAAGGAUAUGCAUAUUCUUGAUACCACUUGAAAGGAAACACUUUGAAGUUUGUGGAAAUGUGAAAUUAAUGUCAGAGAAUAUAACACAUUAGAUCUGGUAAAAGAUAAUACAAACAAACAAAUAUGUUUUGUUCCAUCAUAUUUGAAAUGAAAGAGAAAGGCCACAAUAUAAUAUUGCAGUUUAGGCGCAAUUUAGACUUUGGCCACUAGAUGGCAGCAGUGUGUGUGCAAAGUUUCAGAUUGAUCCAGUGAAGCAUUGCAUUACUGGACAAUUUUGUAUCAAGUCUACCCAAAUGUGCCGAAUUGGUCAAUUGAUACAUUCUCAAGUACAUAACUAUAGAGAACAUACAAAAAUGAUAUGGUAAUACACAAUGUAAGUUUACACACUUCCAGGAAUGUCAUACAUGAUGAAUCAUUAGCUUAUAUACUAACUUUCACACAUCUAGAUGGCCGGGCGGGGUAGGUGCGGAUCCAGAGACAGCAGGGAUUCAAACUGUAGAACCCAGUUCCUACAUUUGAAUAUAAAAAUUGAUUUGAUCAAACAAAACUAUGCUAUAUUUGAUCUCUGGGACCCUUAGGAUGACAAAUCAGAGCAAGAUUACUGAAUGUAAGUACAUUGUUCACCUUCAGAGGUGAAUGUAUCAAACCAGUUGUCGUGAUACGUUUUUUGUUGUUGUGCACUCUCCUCAAACAAUAGCAUGGUAUUUUUUCACUGUAAUAGCUACUGUAAAUUGGACAGUGUGGUUAGAUUAACAAGAAUUUCAGCUUUCUGCCCAUAUAAGACAUGUCUAUGUCCUGGAAAGUUUAUUGUUAAUCCAGUACCUCUCCUCUCAUGUUAAAGGUGUGGCUGCUGUUUGAGUACCCUGAGAGCAGUGGUCCGGCGCGGGGGAUAGCCAUCGUCUCUGUCCUCGUCAUCCUCAUCUCCAUCGUUAUCUUCUGCCUGGAGACGUUACCGGAGUUCAGGGACGACCACAAGGAGCCCGUCCCGGUGGCUCCCGUUAUUAACGGCACCGAGCCGUACUUCUCCUCUCCGUUCUCUGACCCGUUCUUCGUGGUGGAGACGCUGUGCAUCAUCUGGUUCUCCUUCGAGCUGCUGGUCCGGUUCUUCGCCUGUCCCUCCAAGGCCACGUUCUCUAGGAACAUCAUGAACAUCAUAGAUAUCGUUGCUAUCAUACCCUACUUCAUUACACUGGGCACGGAGCUGGCGGAGCAGCAGGGGAACGGGCAGCAAGCCAUGUCCCUCGCCAUCCUCAGGGUCAUCAGGCUGGUCAGGGUCUUCAGGAUCUUCAAGCUGUCCAGACACUCCAAGGUACCUAGCACCAUCUCUAUAUAGCACAAACCUCCAAAGAUGUGUUCAAUGUUCACUAUUGCCCUCUCUCUCCCUCUCGCUCUCCCUCUCUCUCUCUGUCUCUCCCUCUCUCUCCCUCUCGCUCUCCCUCUCGCUCUCCCUCUCGCUUUCGCUCUCCCUCUCGCUUUCGCUCUCCCUCUCGCUGUGUGUGUGUGUGUGUGUGUGUGUGUGUGUGUGUGUGUGUGUACUGUCAAGCUGAAGCUGCGUUGAACCAAACCAAUUGCCCUAAUACAGUAAACUAAUUAGAGUGAACUCUCUCUGUCUGUCUAUGGUAGGUCUGAACUCUCUGUCUGUCUAUGGUAGGUCUGAACUCUCUCUGUCUGUCUAUGGUAGGUCUGAACUCUCUCUGUCUAUCUAUGGUAGGUCUGAACUCUCUCUGUCUAUGGUAGGUCUGAACUCUCUCUGUCUAUCUAUGGUAGGUCUGAACUCUCUCUGUCUAUCUAUGGUAGGUCUGAACUCUCUCUGUCUGUCUAUGGUAGGUCUGAACUCUCUCUGUCUAUCUAUGGUAGGUCUGAACUCUCUGUCUGUCUAUGGUAGGUCUGAACUCUCUCUGUCUAUCUAUGGUAGGUCUGAACUCUCUCUGUCUAUCUAUGGUAGGUCUGAACUCUCUCUGUCUGUCUAUGGUAGGUCUGAACUCUCUCUGUCUAUCUAUGGUAGGUCUGAACUCUCUCGGUCUAUCUAUGGUAGGUCUGAACUCUCUGUCUAUCUAUGGUAGGUCUGAACUCUCUCUGUCUAUCUAUGGUAGGUCUGAACUCUCUCUGUCUAUCUAUGGUAGGUCUGAACUCUCUCUGUCUGUCUAUGGUAGGUCUGAACUCUCUGUCUAUCUAUUGUAGGUCUGAACUCUCUGUCUAUCUAUUGUAGGUCUGAACUCUCUCUGUCUAUCUAUGGUAGGUCUGAACUCUCUCUGUCUAUCUAUGGUAGGUCUGAACUCUCUGUCUAUCUAUGGUAGGUCUGAACUCUCUGUCUAUCUAUGGUAGGUCUGAACUCUCUCUGUCUAUCUAUGGUAGGUCUGAACUCUCUGUCUAUCUAUGGUAGGUCUGAACUCUCUCUGUCUGUCUAUGGUAGGUCUGAACUCUCUGUCUAUCUAUGGUAGGUCUGAACUCUCUGUCUGUCUAUGGUAGGUCUGAACUCUCUGUCUAUCUAUGGUAGGUCUGAACUCUCUCUGUCUGUCUAUGGUAGGUCUGAACUCUCUCUGUCUAUCUAUGGUAGGUCUGAACUCUCUCUGUCUAUCUAUGGUAGGUCUGAACUCUCUCUGUCUAUCUAUGGUAGGUCUGAACUCUCUCUGUCUAUCUAUGGUAGGUCUGACCUCUCUGUCUAUCUAUGGUAGGUCUGAACUCUCUCUGUCUGUCUAUGGUAGGUCUGAACUCUCUGUCUAUCUAUGGUAGGUCUGAACUCUCUGUCUAUCUAUGGUAGGUCUGAACUCUCUCUGUCUGUCUAUGGUGGGUCUGAACUCUCUCUGUCUAUCUAUGGUAGGUCUGAACUCUCUCUGUCUAUCUAUGGUAGGUCUGAACUCUCUCUGUCUGUCUAUGGUAGGUCUGAACUCUCUCUGUCUAUCUAUGGUAGGUCUGAACUCUCUCUGUCUAUCUAUGGUAGGUCUGAACUCUCUGUCUAUCUAUGGUAGGUCUGAACUCUCUGUCUAUCUAUGGUAGGUCUGAACUCUCUCUGUCUAUCUAUGGUAGGUCUGAAGGUCUGAACUCUCUGUCUAUCUAUGGUAGGGUUCGUGAACCUCUCUGUCUAUCGAUGGUAGGUCUGAACUCUCUCUGUCUAUCUAUGGUAGGUCGAACUCCUCUGGUCUAUCUAUGGUAGGAGGUCUGAACUCUCUCUGUCUAAUCUAUGGUAGGUCUGAACUCCUCUGUCGGUCUAUGUUAAGGUCUGAACCUCUGUCUAUCUAUGGUAGGUCUGAACUCUCUCUGUCUGUCUAUGGUAGGUCUGAACUCCUCUCUGUCUAUCUAUGGUAGGUCUGAACUCUCUGUCUAUCUAUGGUAGGUCUGAACUCUCUCUGUCUAUCUAUGGUAGGUCUGAACUCUCCUGUCUAUCUAUGGUAUGUUCCUGAACUCUCUCUGUCUAUCUAUGUAAGGUCUGACUCUCUCUGUCUGUCUAGGUAGGUCUGAACUCUCGGUCUAUCUAUGGUAGGUCUGAACUCUCCUCUGUCUAUCUAUGGUAGGUCUGACCUCUCUGUCUGUCUAUGGUAGGUCGGAACUCUCUCUGUCUAUCUAUGGUAGGUCUGAACUCUCUGUCUAUCUAUGGUAGGUCUGAACUCUCUGUCUAUCUAUGGGUAGGUCUGAACUCUCUCUGUCUAUCUAUGGUAGGUCUGAACUCUCUGUCUAUCUAUGGUAGGUCUGAACUCUCUCUGUCUAUCUAUGGUAGGUCUAACUCUCUGUCUGUCUAUGGGUAGGUCUGAACUCUCUCUGUCUAUCUAUGGUAGGUCUGAACUCUCUCUGUCUAUCUAUGGUAGGUCUGAACUCUCUCUGUCGUCUAUGGUAGGUCUGAACUCUCUCUGUCUAUCUAUGGUAGGUCUGAACUCUCUGUCUAUCUAUGGUAGGUCUGAACUCUCUCUGUCUAUCUAUGGUAGGUCUGAACUCUCUCUGUCUAUCUAUGGUAUGUCUGAACUCUCUCUGUCUAUGGUAGGUCUGAACUCUCUCUGUCUAUCUAUGGUAGGUCUGAACUCUCUCUGUCUAUCUAUGGUAGGUCUGAACUCUCUGUCUGUCUAUGGUAGGUCUGAACUCCCUCUGUCUAUCUAUGGUAGGUCUGAACUCUAUCUGUCUAUCUAUGGUAGGUCUGAACUCUCUCUGUCUAUCUAUGGUAGGUCUGAACUCUCUCUGUCUAUCUAUGGUAGGUCUGAACUCUCUCUGUCUAUCUAUGGUAGGUCUGAACUCUCUGUCUAUCUAUGGUAGGUCUGAACUCUCUGUCUGUCUAUGGUAGGUCUGAAUUCUCUCUGUCUGUCUAUGGUAGGGGCUCCAGAUCCUGGGCCAGACCCUGAAGGCCAGCAUGCGGGAGCUGGGCCUCCUCAUCUUCUUCCUCUUCAUCGGAGUCAUCCUCUUCUCCAGCGCCGUCUACUUCGCCGAGGCCGACGACCCAGACUCCGGCUUUAGCUCCAUCCCUGAUGCCUUCUGGUGGGCCGUGGUCACCAUGACUACUGUCGGCUACGGCGACAUGCACCCGAUAACCAUCGGCGGGAAGAUCGUGGGCUCUCUCUGCGCCAUCGCUGGCGUGCUGACCAUAGCCCUGCCCGUCCCCGUCAUCGUGUCCAACUUCAACUACUUCUACCAUCGGGAGACGGAGGGGGAGGAGCAGGCGCAGUACCUCCACGUGGGAAGCUGUCAGCCGCUGGCGUCCGAGACGGAGGAGGAUGGGGGGAUGAGGAAGAGGAGCAGCUCUUCAUCGCUCAGUAAGAGUGAGUACCUGGUGAUAGAGGAACACAGAGGACUGAACAGCAGCACCUUCAAACAGCAGCAGAACUUCCCCACGGCAACCACCGCUACCACGACAACAACCAUGACACAAAACAACACAGCGAACAGCGUCAGCAUCAACAAGAAGAUAUUCACUGACGUG